AUGUUUGAUGAGGAGACUUACCGCACCGCCAUGAACGUCAUGGAUAGGGACUCCAGAUCCGGUCAGCACUCCAUCAUCACUCCCCAGCCCUUCAUGGAGCACGUGCCCACCCCACACUUCAUCGACCUCUCACCGAGCAUCAACCACAAACUGGACCGCCCCGACAGCAGGUUCAACAGCACUUCCAGUAGCGACAACUACAGUUCGAAGGAGAACCGGCGGAUGAAGAGCGGCAGCUACGGCGACUUGAUCGGAGUUGAACAUGGAGAUCACAGGUCCUUCAAUCCUUACCUCAGCAGCCACAACGACAACAUCGACGGCAACAGCAGCAACGUGCGCAAAGAUUGGGCUGAACAAAUAUUCAACCGCAACAAUUACGGCGAUCGUUAUUACGGCAGACCACCGUUUCAGCAACAACAGCGACAUCAACAUCGACCACAGCAACAAUUCAAAAACAAGCCAGUGAGUCGAUCAAUAGACAACAUCGAGCAACAGACGCAGCAACGUUACAGAAGUGCCACACAGUACCGACCACCACUAUAUUCACCCAUGAGUUCAGACAACGAGGGCAGGUCUUCCAGUGACUACUUUAACAGGCAGUGCAGCGGCAAUUCGAGGACCGAUUACAGAACAGUCAGCGAGUCGGAAAAUCCGAACUCGUUCCGACGCCGGUAUUAUGAGGAAUCGGUUUCAUCGGAUGAUCGUUCGAAUGUACACCCAUCUCGAUACACGAUGAAAACUCAACAACAGCAGUUCGAACAGAUGAAUUUGAGUCCCAGGUCAAUGAUCAGUGGCAGUGAGUCUGGCGAUGAAAUUUUGGUGGUGAAGAGAGCAGGUAUGGUGGGAAACAAGUUCGAGAUGAAACCACCGAUUGCAAGACAAGCAAUUCGAAGCUACGGCUCCCACAGCCGAUUGGACAGCAACAACAACAACAUCGGAAUGCAUUCCAACAACAACAACUACGACGACAACCGCAACGACACCUCAGCAGAUCCGGACAGGAUAGCACGUGAAUAUUGGGAGAAUCGUUGGACUUCGGGCGACUACGGCAACAGCAGCAGAAACAACAACCCCAGGUACUCGCAUCGACAACAAUACAACUCUUCUGACAACCUCCUCAACAACAAUUUCUCAAGCUCGUCAAGAGAACGAUUCUUUUCAACGAGAACAUCGUCAAACAACAGAGACAACAACAACAGCAGCAACAACGUUUCAAACAGAACGGUUCUUAAAAACGUCAGCAACAACAGCAAUGGCAGCAACAACGCCAACAACGAUAGCGGCGUUGGAAAGGACAAAGAACUUCUGAAGAAAAUUCAACAGGAACUUGAAUCGCAGAGGAUGAACUGGACAGGAGAGAUUGAUAAGUUGCUCUCACCAAUGAGUGCCGACCUAGAACGAACCAGAUCCCCCUUUGCAAGUUACACCAACUCGUCCCCAUCACCUUCGUCCCCAUCUUUGCACCCCACCUUCAAUGCCGAAAAGAACAGUUUUAUCGAUACCUCGGGCCCUAUGGCAAUCUUCAAGGCUUUCGUUGAUGUCAGUGACUACCCUACCAAGUCUGUGUCCGUCAGGAUGGAUAACUGGAGUAAUAAGGUUUUAGCAAAAUCGUGA
Molecule: messenger RNA, 1614 nt
Organism: Helobdella robusta
Lineage: Eukaryota; Metazoa; Annelida; Clitellata; Rhynchobdellida; Glossiphoniidae
Exons: 4
Coding region: 1-1614 (537 amino acids)
Source: RefSeq, a predicted model, not a curated record